Messenger RNA from Ricinus communis (castor bean), 1504 nucleotides. Its product is annotated as purine permease 21. The coding region runs from base 230 to 1375 and encodes 381 amino acids. Lineage: Eukaryota; Viridiplantae; Streptophyta; Magnoliopsida; Malpighiales; Euphorbiaceae. Gene Ontology annotation, molecular function: purine nucleoside transmembrane transporter activity. Gene Ontology annotation, cellular component: membrane. The record is from RefSeq and is a predicted model, not a curated record. The transcript is spliced from 2 exons.
UAAAAUAAUAUAUUAAAAAUACCAAAAAUAAAAACAAAGCGUCCAAAAGCAAAGAAUCUAAAAAACUGAAAAAAAUGAAGCGAGGAGUGCAUUUCUUUUGUUUUGUCCACAUGAACUCUUAAAAAGUUCUCCGUCCUUCUCACUCUCACUCACUCACUCUCUCUCUCUCUCUCUCUCUCUCUCUCUCUCUGCUUGAGAUUGAUCGAUUUGAAGUUCUCCAACUGUGAGAAUGGAGAAAGCUCAAGAAGUGCAACUCCAAAUUAUGGGCCAGGAAGUAGAAGCAGCAAACCUACCUGAGCAAACAACUAUGCCGACAUUCCCUCCACUGAAAAAUUACAAGUGGUGGCUAAAAAUAUCAAUUUACGUAUUCUUCCUUCUUGCUGGCCAGACGGCUGCUACAAUCCUGGGAAGAUUAUACUUUGAAAAAGGCGGUAACAGCAAUUGGAUGGCAGCGUUCGUACAAGCUGCUGGCUUUCCUAUUAUCCUCUUGUUUUACUUCCUAUCACCACUCAAAACUUCCGCCGCAAAUAGUACCGACAAAACUUCUCCCUCCAAGUUAAAGCUUGCUUUAAUUUAUGUGGUAUUUGGCGUAUUUUUAGCAGCGAACUGUUUGCUCUACGCACUUGGGCUCCUAUACUUGCCCGUAUCUACUUACACUCUGAUUUGUGCAACUCAGUUGGGCUUCAAUGCUUUGUUUUCCUUCUUCCUCAAUUCACAGAAGCUUACUCCUUUCAUUCUCAACUCUGUAGUCCUUCUAACCAUAUCCUCUGUCCUCCUUGUUUUCCAAAAUGACUCCACAGAAUCGAAGGAGGCGUCUAAGAAAAAAUAUGAAAUCGGGUUUCUAUGCACCGUCGGUGCUUCUGCUGGAUAUGGGUUGAUGCUUUCUUCAACUCAGUUCUGUUUCAAGAAAGUGUUAAAACAGGAAACUUUCAAGGUGGUUUUGGAUAUGAUACUGUACCCAGCGUUUGUUGCUACUCUAAUUGUUCUAGUAGGACUUUUUGCAAGCGGAGAAUGGAAGGGCUUAAGGAAAGAAAUGGAGGAGUUUGAAUUAGGGCAGGUGUCCUACCUGAUGACUUUGAUUUGGACAGCAAUAUGUUGGCAGGUGUUCUCAAUCGGGUGUACAGGACUGGUCUUCGAAGUCUCUUCACUCUUCUCUAACAUCAUCAGCACUUUUGGUUUGCCUAUGGUUCCGGUGCUGGCUGUCUUUGUUUUCCAUGAAAAGAUGAAUGGUCUGAAGGUGAUUUCGAUGCUGAUAGCUAUUUGGGGCUUUGUUUCGUACGCCUAUCAGCAUUAUCUUGAUGAUUACAAGUUCAAGACAGGAGGAAGUAACGACAGUCGAGAGGUUCCUGAAGAUUCAAACAAGUUUAAUAUAUGAACAAUGCCAAUGGGUUUCAAUAGCAAAAUAUCACCACAACCCUAAAAGCUCUGCUUCCCCUACAGAUAGAAAAGAGACAGAGAUUGUAUUGUAUUUAGUUAAAUGAAUUCAUCUAAGGUUUUAUGUUCU